ACUGGAGAUCCGGGCGUCCUUUGAGCUCGGUCGAAUGCUAGGGCAGGGCGAACUCAUUGGAAAAUUUGAAAUGUGGUGGAAUGAUGCCCUCGAACAUGGAGAUGAACCUUUCGGUGAGCGAUGUACUUCGUAUUCUCUACAUAUCUUCAUUGGUCGUAGAUCUGUCUUUCUCGCCUAUUCGAGGUGUCCGUCCUUGUCUCACGCUGAAGGCUACUUCUGUGCACGCAUACGGAAACGAGGAUACUGGACUAAUUGAUUCUAUCAUUGACUCCGAGAUCACACGGCGGACAGAUGCAGGCCAUGCACGUUUUCAAAAAUACAUGAAAAGCGAGCAUACCCCUCACCUGAACGGUUCUGUAAAUCAUUUCCGGUGGGUUUUGGACCAGUGUCCGGUCGGCCAUCCCGACCGUGCAGCCGCUCUCACCAACCUCGCGUGGGUUUGCCUUCAGGGCUAUAUUCAAGAGGAUCUUCUAGACAUUGACUCUACUACCGCUCUAUUGCGUGAGGCCCUUGCGUUGCGUCCGCACGGCCACCCUGACCAUCCCUUAUCUCUUUAUCAUCUUACCGAAGCGCUGAACUGGUGCCAUGAUGAUCAAGACACCACCACUGCAAUCCGUGAAUGUGCCCCACUCUACCACGAGCUAGGCACCUAUUUUUGUAGCAUCACGGCAGGGGACAAACUCGUCGAUUAUGUGAUUCAGGCAUGCAACGAUCUUCCAACGGACACAUCCGACGAAGGCAUCCAACUUCGACGGAUCGUGCUCGAGAACUGUCCGGUUGGCCAUCAACACCGUCCGGAUGCCCUCAGCGAGCUUGCACUGGCAGUUGAGGCACGCUUCGACCAACACGGCAGUAUUGAUGAUCUAGAAGAGAGCAUACAACUUGGUCGUGAAGUCCUUUCUCUGUUCCCCGAGGGACAUUCUGACCGUGAUGCCUGCUUGAACGACUUGGCUCUUUCACUCCAAUCCCGCUUUAAUAACCAAGGAAAAUCUCAUGACCUUGAUGAGGCCAUCUCUUUGUUUGAAGAGGGGCUGCGUCUGCGCCCUAUUGGACAUGAAUCUCGUGAUAUAUCAUUGGACUGCUUAGGGCUCGCUAUCCUCGACCGUUCCAAGCGACACAGUGAUAUUGAUGACAUAAACAGAGCUAUCAGCCUCUUUCGCGAGGCACUGACAUUGCGUCCACCUGGGCAUCCAAUUCGUGGUACCACACUCAACAACCUUGCCCUCGCGCUCGACACCAGAUAUGACGAAUUAGAUACCGGCGAGGAUCUCGAUGAGGCCAUCAAUUGGUACCGCGAAUCGCUUCAAUUAACGCGACAUGAUGAUCCAGAGCGCCAUUUAAAUCUUUCCAAUUUGAGCUCAACACUCUGCUCUCGUUUCACGGAAACUCGGAAUAACGAAGAUGUGGAGGAAGCCAUUGAUCUCUGCCAGCAAUCAUUGGCGGCUUUGCCUUCACUACAUCCUGAUAGAUAUUUCAGCUACAUACAGCUGCAGGAGGCCUAUUUGUCUCGCUAUGAGGUGCAGGACAGCCCUGCUGAUUUGCUACUCGCAAUGGAGAACUUCCGACUGGCGUCAAGACACCCCACUCAAGGCUUUCCAAAUCGCAUUCAAACAGCCUUAAACUGGGUUGAUGCAGCUGAGGAGCAUGAGCACGAAUCUGUCGUCGAAGCAUAUCACACAUGCUUGGAUCUUUUUGACAACCAUGUGAUGACGCGAUCCUCCAUUAUCUCACGGCGCGAUGCCGCAACCGCUUUUGAUGGUGCUCGAUCACUGUCAGUAGAUGCAGCGUCGUGCACCAUUCGUCGUAAUGAUCUGCAACGAGCAGUUGAACUCGUGGAGCAGGGCCGUGGCCAGCAAUGGUCGCUGGCCUCUCGACUCAGGACUCCAUUGGAAGACCUCGAGUCUGCAAGUCUACCACUAGCUCACAAACUCUCUGAGCUGAGCAAGCGCUUGUCUGAUGCCCAGGGUUCUACAGGCAUCGUAGACCGAGCUGCUGCUGACCGGGCAACAACAGAGUACGGGAGACUUACGAAGGAAUGGGACAAUGUAGUAGUUGAAAUUCGCGAUAUUCCAGGUUUAUCGCAAUUCCUGCUCCCGCCCUCAUACGAAGACUUGCAAGCAGCAGCGAGCCAUGGCCCAGUCAUCAUCUUCAAUGCCAGCAAGUAUUCGUGCGACGCCCUCAUCGUCCCAACGUCAGGGCAGCCCCACCAUGUUCCCUUCCGUUUUCUCGCCCUCGCAGAUCUCGAGAUGCUGAAGAAGGACUUCGCCAGGGAGAUACGGCACGCAAGUCUUAUGGGCCCAACAGAGCCGAGGAAGGAUUUACGAGUACUCUUGCGGAAGGUGUGGGACGUAAUCAUGCUACCAAUUGUCCAUGUCCUCCAGGAUGUCCUGGAAUUGCAGGACCGAUCUCGAAUAUGGCUGUGUCCGACGGCAGCCUUCACGUCCAUCCCUCUCCAUGCAGCUAACCCCUUUCGAAAGAAGGUAGACCGUUCUGGGAUGGAAGAAUCCCUGGAGGAUCUCUACAUCUGCUCUUAUGCACCGACACUUUCGGCGUUGAUAAGGUCUCGACAGACGAUGAAGACACGUGUCACUCCAUCCUUCGUGGCGAUUGGGCAAAGCGAACCGGGUGCCGGCCAAGGCGAGGCACUCUUGGCUGUUGAUAGCGAGCUCAAGCUUGUCCACAAGCUCAUCCCCGCAACAGCCAACCCCACCACUCUUUCUGGCAGCGCAGCUACGCGAGCAGGCGCACUCGAAGCUUUGCAAAACAAUACCUGGGUUCACCUCGCUUGUCAUGGCAAGCAGGACCGUGAACAGCCUUACCACUCCCAUUUCGCUAUGAAAGAUGAACCCCUCACGCUGCUUGACAUCAUGGACAACAAUGCUCCACACGCUGAGUUCGCUUUCUUAUCGGCGUGUCAUACCGCCGUCGGCGAUGAGGAGACGCCCGACGAAGUCAUCCACCUCGCUGCUGGUCUGCAGUUCUCUGGUUUCAAGAGUGUCAUUGGCACGCUGUGGGUGGUCGAUGACGCCAUCGCAAAAUACGUCGUUGAGGCAUUCUAUGAGGAGAUAUUCAAAUAUUCGAAGGAGGGGGACCAUGUCAUGGAUUGUACGAGGGCAGCCAAGGCACUUAACCAUGCUACGUACGCCGUGAAGAAGAUAGUCCCGCUCGAGCAGAGAAUAGUUUUCAUUCAUAUUGGUGUGUAGCUCCAUAUCGUAUCUUUUAUCUGGUGCGCAUAUACAAGUCUUUGAUCUUGCAUUCUUUUUGAUCCAUGUUGUACUUCAAGUUGCCUGUAGAAAUUACCCUGACAUGUACAUACUCUU
This is a messenger RNA of Suillus paluster, 3320 nucleotides long. RefSeq names its product CHAT domain-containing protein. The record is from RefSeq and is a predicted model, not a curated record. Gene Ontology annotation, molecular function: protein binding. Lineage: Eukaryota; Fungi; Basidiomycota; Agaricomycetes; Boletales; Suillaceae. The transcript has 2 exons. Bases 81 to 3203 code for a protein of 1040 amino acids.